AAAUAAUAUGUUCAAUCGUUCCCCGCGUUUGUCAAAGAAUUUCCCAAGUCGUUGUAGCUCGACGACAUCUCGACAAAAAACCACUCCAGACUGUUUCGUGCAUGGUGCCGACAUCGAUGCUAAGGCUGUUGCUACCGUGAACUCGAUUUUCUGGCUGGUCGAAGGCCAUGAUAGCGCCCACCAUGGUCGUGUCCGCGAAGAAAGCGUCGACCGACUCCGAAGUCGAUGGCAAGGCGAGUCCUGGGCAGCCGGCAAAGCCGCGCAAGCGCGUUCCCGCCGAAAUAUGGGAAACCAAGCGUCCUAUCAUCACCCGGCUGUACCAGGAAGAGAAAAAAUCAUUGAAAGAGGUCAUGGAAACCAUGCAGCGUGACUAUCAUUUUGUCGCCACUGUCAAGAUGUACAAGUCGAGGAUAUGGAAAUGGGGCCUCGACAAGAAACUCAAGGGGGACGAGGUCCUGGCCAUCAUGCUCCUCAAGCGGGACCGAGACAUGUUGAAGAAGCCGACAGAGUUCAGGAUACGUGGGCAGCCUGUAGACCUGGAGAACAUCAGCCGGUAUCUGAAGCGUAACCCGUCGUUGAUGGCCAAGUUCAAAGCAGGCCAAACGCCCAGUGUGCAGACAGCCCUCGAGGUGACUUGCCGAACUCCUUCGCCGCCCCCAAGUCCGGCGAGAGCCCUGGCACCGACGAUGGAGAUGCAGAGUACGGAACAAGUGCUGUGCCUAUUCCGAGACUAUAUCGACGGGUCCUUCUCCUCGGGGGGUUGGCGGUGUGAAUUUAAUGUCGACUGUUCCAACAGCCGGUCCAACCAGGGAGAUCGGAGUAACGAUUUGUUCGAGAGGGUCAUUGCAAGCUUUGCUUUAGUGAAUCGCUGCAUGAUCAGGGGUGACCAAAUCAACAUCAACAGUGUCCUCGGUCCAGCUUUCGAAUCGCUCAAGGAGAUCGUGGCCGCCGAGAGCCCGGACUUUGUUGCCCGUACGGUCUGCUUGCUCUGGUACCUAGACCGACAUCACAAGCACGACCUCCUGAGGCUAGUUCUCGACUACCUGGCCGGGCUCAUCCCCAUCGUUCUAGGACCGCAUCACAUUCUUGCGCACAUCUGGCGCAGACUGGGCGCGACGGAGUUUUCUGAUUACUACGAGCUUUCCAUGCGGCUGUACUCGCUGCUUCUUCCCGACAUCGAAGAGCGUGUAGGGUCGGCCAACUACCUGACGCACCUGUUGUACAGCGACUACUUGGACUGCAUCUUUGCCCGACAAGAUCCGGAAGACUGUGAGGCGAUGCUCAGCGGCCACCGGGCGCGUGCCGAGGCCUCGGGACAAACACACCCAUGGCUGGAUGACAUGGCGCUCUCGCACGCGGGCUUGCUUGCGGCUUGCAAGGAAAGCCAGGGUCGGCUGGACGAGGCAGUGGAAGUGCUGACGACACACAUGAACACAUGCAGCAUGACGGACGAGCAGGAGGCGGCCGUCAACCUCGAGCUCGGAGUCAAGUAUUACCGAAUGGCCAACAUCUCGGCAGCCAUCGCAUCUUUCAAGUCGGCGGCCCGCAUCGCCCUGACUUCGGAUGCAGACGAACGAAUCUCGAUGACGGCAUUGGCGAAUCUGGAAAGGCUCCUCCGGCAAACCGAUAAGAUGGCCAAAGCAGACCGGGUGCAUCAAUAUCGCAUGGAGCGGCUAGCGGCGUUUGCGGAGAAGUCGGUUUCGAUGUCGAAGGGCGUCUCUGGAUACGACGACAACGACAGCGACAGAACUGACGACGUGGAAAACCUGCCCGACUGGCUAUGGAAAUGCGACGACGGCGAAGAAGAUACACCGAGGUGGCUCGAAUUGCCACCGAUUGGCUGGGCUGGUAAGGCGCCGACAACUUCGUUCACUGGGGUUGCAGGCAGCGGUUUGGAAUGGACGAACACAUCGCAGUCUGGGUCGCCAGCCGUGCUCUCGACAGAAUAUUCACCAGGCUUGAAGGACCAAGCCAUCGAUCCCGAAGUCGAGUACUUGUACCGACACGACGGAGAGGGCAGGUAGAUGUGGGUGGUGCUAGAUCGACUGGCGGCAGCCCGGGUUUCCAGCGCCGUCUGUCGCCUUGCAUUUGAAGAACUCAGAAUCCAGUCUCUGUCGCAGACCCUCUCUGUGCGCCUGGCGAUGGUUCUGAUAGGAAUCCAUAGAACACCGACUUUCUGUCGGAUGGCCUUCGCAGGAGAGGAGGGCGAGAGCAAGGGCCUGUUGGCGCUUGUGAGCGAAGGUGCCUGCCUCGACGAAACGAUGUCCUGUAUCAAAGCACGAUACGGGCUGUUGAGUGGGAUUGCCGACGGAAUUUGCCAGCGCCGGGCUGAUAUGAUAGACGUGAUAAAGUUGCCAUAGCUCUGAAUGCUUCAACGAGGCGGACUGACGUGCGUCUGUCGGAACAGGGCACCUUGUGUUGACGAACGUCCAGAAGAUACGGAGAGUGUUGUUCUACUAUACGCUUUGCUGAGACAAGGAGGGAGAGAAUUCGAUAAGCGGUCAGGGGAGGGAAAAAAGACUCAGAAGGGGAGCAGAGAGAUGGAAGAUGGUAGAAGAGGAAAGAAAGAGGAAGAAUGUCGACGGCAGAGGAAGGAAGGAAGGAUGGCGAGUGAGGACCUAGGGGAAAACCCUUCGGGAAAGAAAUAGAGGGAAGGAAUAGAAACAGGCAACACUCCCCCCUUCUACUCAAGUCCGCGGGAGGUCAAGAGGAGAAACAGCACCCAAGGAAGGAACGGGCCGAGGAAAAGGGAAACACAAACUACCUGGUGCAAAACAGCAGGGUAAAUGUGUAGAGCAAAGGGAAACAAGACAAGAUGAUGAAGCAACGCGACAACAUUUAGGUACCGAGGCAGGCAGCCCGUUUCCCGAUUCCAAACAAAACGAGAAGAGCGGAACUCGGUCAAUGGACAUGACCAAACCGCCAUGGCAACCAGACCUCGUCUUUUGACAUGGUGUACCGGUUUGUCUGGGCGCCCAAUCCAUCUUGGCCGCAUGUCUACUUCCGCUCGUAGGUGUAUCAUGCCAGUGAAUAUAUCUAACCUACCUACCUAGUAUUAAUGUUGCUCGGAGAUGAAGUGAGCCAACUCGAGGGUUCGAUGGAAGCCUACCUACACCUAGGUCGGUUGCCAUCUCAUCUGUAUUGUGUUGCUGCACUCAGCCGAUGGGCCAACUACCUCUUUGGGGGAACGUUGUAUAGAUCUCACCUUCACGCAACAAACAACUACGUGUACUGCAAAACCCCCCUGCAAGAGAGGCUGGCCAUGUUACACCACCAGCAACCCUGUGCUAUUUGUUGUGCCACGGCCUGGGGCAUUACCGGCCUAGACCGGAACCUCGGUGCCGCAACCAGAAAAGAAACCCCAUUCUCCCGAUCCGGCCUCCCCUCCGCCUCCGCACCCCGUGCACAUCCUUUGAGCCCCACAAACCCGGCGACGGAUACCCUGGUGCCCAGAAAUCCCGGGACGAUCGCGGGGAAUGCCCCAAGGUCCUGGCUGCCAUGGUACCAUCUGCUGGCUAGGCCCUGCUCUCAGGAGCCGGCCGUCCUCCCUGUUGA
This is a messenger RNA of Colletotrichum destructivum, 3555 nucleotides long. RefSeq names its product Putative tetratricopeptide-like helical domain superfamily, Clr5 domain-containing protein. The coding region runs from base 168 to 2024 and encodes 618 amino acids. The transcript is spliced from 2 exons. Gene Ontology annotation, molecular function: protein binding. The record is from RefSeq and is a predicted model, not a curated record. Lineage: Eukaryota; Fungi; Ascomycota; Sordariomycetes; Glomerellales; Glomerellaceae.